Molecule: messenger RNA, 1451 nt
Organism: Hydractinia symbiolongicarpus
Lineage: Eukaryota; Metazoa; Cnidaria; Hydrozoa; Anthoathecata; Hydractiniidae
Exons: 8
Coding region: 466-1353 (295 amino acids)
Source: RefSeq, a predicted model, not a curated record
GGAGUGUCGUUGCUAUUGCGAGUUAGAAUCCGCGAAUAUUUUUAAUUUGAUCAGUGAGUUUUGAUGUGUAAACGUAUUCGAAUUAGAUAAUAGCGCAUGAGUUCGAUGAAUGACGAUAAAAAUGAAAAAAUCUUCUAACCUUCUUCUUUUUGUUUUUUUCUUUCAAACUCAGUUCUAAAGUCAAAGAACUCGGAAGUAAAUUAAAGGGGUCCGAAUGUGAGCUUCUAACUAGUGACGUCAGGCGCAUAAUUAUACUCUUAAAUGCUCACUUGCAAAAUGGCGAACAAGUGAGGUGAAGGCUUAAAAACAUGAGGUAAACAUUGUCUGGUUUCUUGAAUACUGUAGUGAUUUUAAUAAAAUAAACGUUAAAUUGUUUUUUCUGAAGAUAUUAUGAAUCGAUUUAGGUCAACUUGAUUUUUCUCGGGAGCUUGUUUGUGGAAUACAACAGUAACGUUUGAAAAAAGUAUGAAGCAGAUGUCUGGCUGUGACAGAAAAUAUGGCAGACAGUCUGAUGUAGUUGUGCGAAGUGAGCUAGAUAGUCUGCAAAGAAAAUGUUUCCAUUCAAUUCCUGAUCAAACAGGUGCUGCAUCAAUAAAUCUUGUAGAAGGCAGCUUUGGAAGUCAGGUUAGCAGUUUAUCAACUAAUGAAGAUCCAAGAUUUAGCUUCAAUAAAAAGAUAUCCUUAAUGGAUCUACCCCACCCAUCAAAACUGCAAGCACAGGCACAUGAAUCACGGAAACACCCUCAAAAGAAGUACUCAGUAGUGGAAAGUUAUUUGCAGCAGCUGAAAAGGAAACAAAGUGAAUUUAACUGGAUUUCUGAAGAUGAAGGCUGCAACAAAGAAAAUAUUCCACAGAAUCAAUCUGGUUGUAGUUAUAUUGAGCAAGAUCCUUUUCAUGCUGUCUUGUUACCGUUUGGUGCCCUGCCAGCCAUUAGAAGUUCAACCGUUGAACGGUCAUCCGUCGUAUUGAAAGAUGUUAAACAUUUUUGUUGCAGUAAUGCCCAAACAAGUGAGGUUUUUUCAUCAAUUGUUUCUAAGGCUGGUGUUUCAACGCAGAAAAAAAGAUACUCAAAAUCACUAACCACAGACAAGGAUAGUGUAUCCUUCAGAGAAAGGUCAUCACUAACAAAAUGUCCAAUACACAUAGAGCGAUCACCACGGAGAGAGCGAUCACCCCGCAUGUGCAAUGCAAUCACACAACCAUCCAACACUAAUGAAGAAUGUUUAUGCCGUCUAACACAACAAAAAUCAUACUAUUCCAGCUCGUCGCUACCUACAGAUCUGCAGUAUCUGGGCGAUGUAGUGUCAUCUAUACAUGCGAGACAACAGUACUUGCGUCACACUGAAGAAUGACAGUUCUGUCAGCGUUCGUUUACCGCCGUGACAAGAUUUUUGCCAAUUUUUGUAAUAUUCAUCGCUGACGUGUUCAUCAAAGAUUCUAUUUUGUUGGC